Aspergillus puulaauensis is the source of this 879-nucleotide messenger RNA. RefSeq lists its product as uncharacterized. The record is from RefSeq and is a predicted model, not a curated record. Bases 1 to 879 code for a protein of 292 amino acids. Lineage: Eukaryota; Fungi; Ascomycota; Eurotiomycetes; Eurotiales; Aspergillaceae. The transcript is spliced from 2 exons.
AUGAAGCUUCUAACCGUCGUCGCCGCAACCAGCCAACAAGGCCAAUCCAUCAUCCAGGCCGUGCUAUCAGACCCCCAACUGCGCACCGAGUACACAAUCCGGGGCACAACCCGUAGUCCCGACAGCGUCUUAGCACAAAACCUGAUCCAGAAAUACAAUAGCAAGAACGGUGGAUGUCUUGAACUGGUAACCGCAGACGUCACCGACCCGUCUUCCCUCAAACACGCCUUCACAGGCGCAGCUGUAGUCUUCGCCACCAGCAUCACCGUAUACGACGGACACACAUACUCACACGAAGUCUCGCACGGACACGCCCUUGCCGACGCCGCAGUCGCAGCUGGAGUCCCCGAAGCUUAUAUCCGGUCCUUGGAGCCGGUUAUCAAGAGUGCAUUUGUUGCGCCGGGUAGUUUCAUGUCGAAUUUUGGGGACUUGAUGGCGCCGCGCCCUGUGCAUGGUCUGCAUGGUGACGGGGUUUAUGCGCUUGCGACGCCGGUGAGGGCUGAGACGAGGCUGCCGCUUAUUGAUACGCGCGCGGACUUUGGGAAGUGGGUUGCGGCGGUUCUUGCGGAUUUGGACGGUUAUGAGGGGAAGACGCUUUGCUGUGCGACGGGGUUGUAUAGCUUUGCGGAGAUUGUGGAGGUGAUGGAUCGGGUUUCGGGGAAGAAGGUGGUUUAUAGGCAGGUGCCGGAAGAGGUGUGGAAGGGGUUUCUGCCAGAGUUGAUGAGGGAUCAUAUUGCUGAUAUGCUGCGGUAUUUCCAGGAAUUUGGAUACUAUGGGGAUGGGACGAAGGAGAAGGUGGAAUUGGGGGCUGCGCAGGCUAGAGGGAGGUUGACUACGCUGGAGGAGUAUCUAGAAGCCCAUCCGCUGCGAUUGAAGUAA